CCAUGGAGAUUUCUGUCUCUGGUUUUUUCUUUUUUCCUGUUAUCCAAACAAACCUCCAAGGGAAAUCCAAACUUCGAAACCUCCAGUAUUUCAACGACGGAGGUUGGAUUUCCAAUUCGCCAUCCCAAAAGCCCAAAUCAAAUUCAAAAUCAAAAUUCAAGAGGAAAGAGCCCCGCAGAGAGAGUCGUUUGAGUCUUUGAGCUGUCUCUGAUUGCUCAUUUCCGAUUCAAACCCAUACCAAAGAAGGAUCAGAAUCAUAAUCAAGAGAAGAGAAUUUUGGAUGAAUGCGUGAAGACAAUUUUUUGUUGACAAUUAAAGGUUUGAGUUUAGAUGCUAAUUGGGGUUUCACUAAAUUUUGAGGGGUUGUUAGUGGCUUGACCAGAUGAAUGUGGUUGUCAAAGUUGGGAGCUUGAUAUCCCAAGGUGUUUACUCUGUUGCCACUCCUUUUCAUCCCUUUGGUGGGGCUGUUGAUGUCAUUGUUGUUCAGCAGCAGGAUGGGACAUUUCGAAGCACGCCUUGGUACGUCCGGUUCGGUAAAUUUCAGGGUGUUCUUAAAGGUGCAGAGAAGAUGGUCCGCAUAAAUGUAAAUGGAGUUGAUGCCAAUUUCCAUAUGUAUCUUGAUAACUCAGGAGAGGCUUAUUUUGUAAAGGAGGUUGAUUCUGGUAAAGGAAGUGAGACAAAUGGGGUUGUGAAGGAUUCUGUUACUUUAGAACCUACACAAGAGGAAAGUGGUUUGGAGAUUGAUAACCAGAAUAAUGGUAAUGAAAACGUUCUUGAAAUUCGUAGACUGGAGCAUAGUGUCUCUGAUUCGAUGGUGGUUCAGUUGCGAGAUGAACGCAAUUCCUUAGGUGCAAACCUGAUACAGAGGGCAGAAUCUGAUUCUGAUCGGAGGUAUUACGAAUAUAAAGAUGAGCAAUCUUCUCUAGAGGGUUCCGUUGAGUUAUCAGAGUAUGGAUCAAGUCGAUAUGAUAAUUUAGACAGUAAUCAUAUUGUGGAAUCACAGAAUUUAAACUCAGAAGUUAUAUUGGUGAGUGUGGAUGGUCAUGUAUUGACAGCCCCCAUUUCAGCAUCAGAGCUUAGCACAGAGGAUGUGCAAGACACACCUCGAUUCAAUCUUGGCCCAGGUGAAGAGACCGACUUCUGUGAAGGCAAUGAGGAGUUUAGUUCAGGUGAAACUGCUUGGGCUGCUGAUUAUAUUUGUAAGCUGAAUGAAUCUACAACUAACGCAUCUGGUAAUGUUUGUGGAGUUCAGAAUGAAGAUAAUGUUAUUUGCCGUCAGCUGGAAGUUGAUGAAGGAGGCAGGGGACUUGCAUGUCAAGCUCAAGAAACUCAAAAGACUUCAAGACAGGAAAGAGAUCUUCAGAUGCAUAGGGAUUCAGAAGAUGCAUCUACUAACAAGGCAGACGUUUUCAAGAGCUGUUUGGGGCUAGAAGAAAUGGCCAAACGUGGUGGGAAAGCUGAUGUUGAAGAUAUGGGGUCCUCAUUGGAGGUUCAAAAUUCACCAGAAAAAUCUAAUCAGACUCUUCCGGAUCCGGUGGUUGAUAGAACUGAAGAUGCUAGUGUUAUUGAAUUGAGAAAUGACAAUGAGUUAUCUGCUUCUUGUGGUUCUGUUUCACCUGGCAACAAUAUGUCUCCACGUGUACAAGUUGGAAGUGAAUCAGUUGAGAAGAUUGUGUCUUCUUUGGAACAAAUGAGUAUUGAAAGCAUUUCUGUACAUUCUGUCAGUAAUGAUCCAGACUGGAAGGAUGAACAGUGUGUUACAUCAGCAGCAGUCGAUGAGACAGAGAGUAGUCAACAAAUACCUGCAACUGGAGAUGAAUGCAGUAAAAAUGAGCUAAUAGAACCCCCAACAGAAUCUUCAAGUGAAGAAACACAAGUCCAUUCAAGCAUAAGGUUUGAGAUCUCACUCUGUGGAAAUGAACUUCGUGUGGGUAUGGGUGUCAAAGCUGCUGCUGAAGCCUUUGCUGCACGCCGUGUAUCUGCACAGGAUUUCAUAACUUCUGCAACAUCGAUUUUGAAAAAUGAAAAUCUGAUUAUCAGAUAUAGGGAAAGAUACUUUUUGUGGGAAAAAGCAGCUCCUGUUGUUCUUGGAAUGGCUGCAUUUGAUCUAGAUUUACCUGUUGCGCCCGAGGAUGCAAUUCCUGUGGAACAAGAUGGCUCAGAAAAACCCAGGGAUGAGGAUUCAGGAAUGCCUUCCACUCCUACUGGACGCAGAUGGAGGCUCUGGCCUAUUCCAUUUAGAAGGGUGAAAACACUUGAGCACACCAGCAGUAAUUCAUCGAAUGAGGAUGAAUUUGUUGAUUCUGAAUCUGGUCUGCAAAACUCACAACUUGAAGCAACUCCUGAGUCCCCCCAAAAGCAAUUUGUAAGGACAAAUGUUCCCACCAACGAGCAGAUAGCAUCUUUAAAUCUCAAAGAAGGUCAAAAUAUGAUAACUUUCAGUUUCUCUACCAGGGUUUGGGGGACACAACAGGUUGAUGCACAUAUUUACUUGUGGAAAUGGAAUGCCAGAAUUGUAAUUUCUGAUGUUGACGGAACUAUUACCAAGUCUGACGUGUUAGGCCAGUUCAUGCCAUUAGUUGGAAAAGAUUGGACGCAAUCUGGUGUGGCUAGACUUUUCUGUGCAAUUAAGGAAAAUGGAUAUCAGCUACUGUUUUUGAGUGCACGUGCAAUUGUACAGGCAUAUCUAACGAGAAGCUUUUUAGUCAACCUAAAACAGGAUGGAAAAGCUUUACCCAAUGGACCUGUUGUUAUAUCACCCGAUGGAUUAUUUCCUUCAUUGUAUCGUGAAGUUGUAAGAAGAGCACCACACGAAUUCAAAAUUGCCUGUUUAGAGGACAUAAAAAAGCUCUUCCCCUCUGAUUACAACCCAUUCUAUGCGGGUUUUGGAAAUAGAGACACAGAUGAGCUCAGCUACAGGAAAAUUGGGAUUCCAAAGGGCAAAAUAUUCAUAAUCAAUCCCAAGGGAGAGGUGGCCAUCAGCCAUCAUCGCGCUGAUGUGAAGACGUACACUUCCUUACACACUCUCGUCAACGACAUGUUUCCUCCAACUUCACUGGUUGAGCAGGAAGACUUCAACUCGUGGAACUAUUGGAAAGUGCCACUGCCAGACAUUGAGUGAUGGUUGUUACUUAGAGAAAACAUUUCCCUUUGGCCAAACGUGUCGGCGGCUUGGAGGCAUGCACAUUGUAGAGAUAACAACACUUAACAUUCUUGCUGAUCGUCGUCUCCAUUCUAUGCACAUAAUAGAACUGAUGGCUCUUUUUUUUUCUGGGUCAGUUGUAUUAUCAGUGUAAUAUCCAAGCCAUUGGCAUUGUAUUAGAAACUUGAGAUUUUGAUAGUCAAGAAAAGCUCUCUUAAAGAAUAAAAGUUAUUUUGACACUUUGCUUGCC
Prunus persica (peach) is the source of this 3392-nucleotide messenger RNA. RefSeq names its product phosphatidate phosphatase PAH1. Gene Ontology annotation, molecular function: phosphatidate phosphatase activity. The coding region runs from base 383 to 3121 and encodes 912 amino acids. NCBI's taxonomy places the organism in Eukaryota, Viridiplantae, Streptophyta, Magnoliopsida, Rosales, Rosaceae. The transcript is spliced from 11 exons. The record is from RefSeq and is a predicted model, not a curated record.